AUGGCGGGCCAGAGAUUGGGCAUAUCGUCUUCCGAACGGCCACUCGCCGAUUUGUCUUCGGGCGACGAAACGUCGUCAGAAACGGUAGAAGCAAGCCGGGCCACGGUCUACGAUGCUGUAGCAGGCAGGGUCACGCAGUCAGGGAUUUACGAUCCAACAGCAGGCGAGCAGAAGCGCGCAACACUACGGCUGCGUCCAGAUGAAGUGCUGUUCAAGCAACAAAACGCUCCACCGCGAUACGAAGAAGCAGACUAUUACUUUGCUCACAGAAAACUUCCUCUUGACCAGGAAUUGCCUUCUGGAGACUUACUGAGCGCGCUUCAUGAAUACAUCGCAGAAUUGCACGACCACGACCAUUCGCCAGAGGAGGAAGGGCCUGGGUUCUUGAGGAGCAUGGAUGAAACAGCAUUGAUUGCGCUAGGUAUUCUGCUGGAAGAGACUGUAAAAGCGACGUUGGGCGAGACCGGCCAUUUUGCUUUGGUCGAAGCUGCAAGGAGCGAAGAGAACGCGGCGUUUGCGGACGAAGAUAGGCGUACCAAGCAGGCCUUUGUGAAGGAAGAGGGGGAGUGA
This is a messenger RNA of Didymosphaeria variabile, 570 nucleotides long. RefSeq lists its product as uncharacterized. The record is from RefSeq and is a predicted model, not a curated record. Bases 1 to 570 code for a protein of 189 amino acids. Gene Ontology annotation, biological process: nucleolar large rRNA transcription by RNA polymerase I. Gene Ontology annotation, molecular function: RNA polymerase I cis-regulatory region sequence-specific DNA binding. The transcript has 2 exons. Gene Ontology annotation, cellular component: RNA polymerase I upstream activating factor complex. Lineage: Eukaryota; Fungi; Ascomycota; Dothideomycetes; Pleosporales; Didymosphaeriaceae.